This is a messenger RNA of Chironomus riparius, 1849 nucleotides long. Lineage: Eukaryota; Metazoa; Arthropoda; Insecta; Diptera; Chironomidae. The record is from the annotation of a GenBank genome assembly.
UUAUGCAAGAGAUUAAAGUAAACAAGAAAAUUUUGUGGCAAUAACUUAGAUAUAGGAAAAAUAAAGGAAAUCUAUGAAAAAUUAAUUAAGCAGCAAUGAACAAUGUUAAGCGACUGUGUCGUGUGUGCAUGGCAAAUGAUUGGAAUGGGAACUUAAUGCCAAUAUUCCAGGAUGCUGGCAAUCGAACUGCUUCAGACAUCUUUACUAUAUCUGGAGUUCAAGUUGUUGAUUUCCCAUCAUGUCCUGCCUUAAUAUGUCUAAAAUGCAUUGAGGAUCUCUCAAGGGCAAUUAUUUUUAGAAAUCGCUGUAAAAGUUCGGAUCAGUUCCUUAGAGACACACUAUUUAAUGAAAAUAAUCAUCAAACAUGCCAGGCACAAUCUCAUGACAAUUUUGAGUUUAAAAAUGAGCAGGAUGUACUUAAUUCCAUCAAAAUAGAACCAAUAGAAAUUGAAACAUUUUUUGAAUAUCCAACAAUCAAUGCUGAAGCAAUCCUUAAUGAAAAUUCUUUAGAUGAUGACCAAGAUGAUGUGAUUCUGAAAGAGGAAUUGACAAGUGCCAAUAGAAAGAAGUUCAAGUGCAUUCAUUGUGAUCAAUUGUUGUCAUCUGAACAUGCUCUUAAGCAUCAUUUGAAUGCAAUUCAUGGGACACAACAAAAACCGGAAAAGCAAUUCACUUGUGAGAUCUGCGGCAAGACAUUUGUCUUUAAAUCCAAGUAUACUCGACAUUUUAGGACUGUUCAUAUAGAAUUAAAAGAAUCAAAUGAAAUAAUUGGGUGCCAAUAUUGUAUGAAGCAAUUUGAUCAGCGCACAGCACUUAAGGAUCAUAUUAGAUAUAAACAUGAAGUUUACGACUUUAAAUGUGAUAAAUGCGGAAAACUCUUCACAUUAAAGAACAAGCUUUCAAAACAUUUCAAAGAAUCUCACCUUAAAGGAUCAAAGCUAAGAAAGCAACGAAUCAAAAAAGAACCAAAAGAAGUUCAAUGCUUUCCAUGUGUCGUUUGUGGAAAGAUUUGUGCUAGCAAGACGUUCCUUAAAGUUCAUGAAAAAAGCCAUAUCAAAAUUAAACCCGAAGAUUAUUACUACUGUGACAUGUGCGGCAACAAAUUUAGAGCGAAAAAUCCCCUUGAACUGCACAUUAAGACACGACAUAUACUUAAACUAAGGUACACGUGCGAUAAAUGUCCUGGAAAGUCAUGGGCGAGGAAGGAUCAUAUGAAAAGGCACGUUAAGGUUGUGCAUGAGAAUAUUCGAGAGUUUAAAUGUGAAUGGUGCGGUAAAGACUUUCCAGAGAAGAGGAAACUUGAAUGCCAUAGAAGAAUACACACUGGCGAGCAGCCAUAUACUUGUAACUAUUUUGGUUGUGGAAAAAAGUAUACUCAUGAGACCGACUAUAGAAGACAUAUUUGGUCGCAUACAGGAGAACGCAAGUACAACUGCACAUCAUGUCGAAUAGCUUUCAGCAAACGUAGUGAAUUGAUAGCCCAUCGAAGUGAAUGCGUCUACUACAACUAUAAUCAAAACAAUGUGAAUAUAUAAGAAUCUCAACCUUUAUUCGAACAAAUCUUCAUGUGUCUCUUCCUGCCAUGCGAGUCUGCAAACAAUUUAUCACAGGCUGUAUUAAAGCAAGGAUAUGGACGAGCACCGGAAUGAGUUCGAAGAUGUCGAAGCAAUUGCUGAUUUGUUGCAAAGCCCUGUUUACAUUCGUCACAAAUAUGAUUCCUUAUUUUGAGAUGUACAGCUUUUCUGUGCUUAUUAAGACUCCCAGAACAUGUUGCAAUAAAUCCACACUCGUAACACUGCUUCCUGUGACAUAAAAAAUAUAUUAUUUACUUACGAAUAAAAUGUUUAAG